Messenger RNA from Pocillopora verrucosa, 2360 nucleotides. The record is from RefSeq and is a predicted model, not a curated record. NCBI's taxonomy places the organism in Eukaryota, Metazoa, Cnidaria, Anthozoa, Scleractinia, Pocilloporidae.
UUGCCCUGGAAAGGAAAUCAUCCCCCCUACCGAACAAUCACACUGGAAGUUUAAAACGUCUCAAAAAUCUCGUGCGGAAGUUAGAGAUACAAGGCGAGCUGGAGAGGUACAACGACAUUAUCCAGACUCAACUGAGCCAAGGGAUCGUAGAACACGCUGACGAGGUGGUCAAGGACGGAAAAGAGUUCUACAUUCCUCAUAAAGCGGUCGUGCGCGAGAAUGCAGAAUCUACAAAGAUACGCAUUGUUUAUGAUGCUUCUGCAAGAGCUAAUGCAAGUGUCCCCUCACUCAACGAGUGCCUCGAAAUCGGCCCUCCACUACAAAACCAGCUUUGGAACGUGCUGGUACGAAAUAGGUUCUAUCCCGUGGCAAUAGCUGGCGACUUAAAACAAGCAUUUUUGCAAAUUCGCGUCCGAAGAGAAGACCGAGAUGCCUUACGCUUUCAUUGGAUAAAGGAUCUGGCAAGCAAACAAGUAGAAACCUUGCGAUUCACUCGAGUACUCUUUGGUUUGGCACCGUCUCCAUUCCUCUUGGCCGCAGUUAUCAAAGAACAUCUACAGCGAUACAAAAUGGUGAACCCGGAAUUAGUAGAGGAGAUAGAGCGCAGUAUGUACGUGGAUGAUUUAAUCAGUGGUGGGGAGACAACAGAACAAGCGUUAGAAAUCAAGAUGACAGCCACGACCAUCUUUGGUGAGGCGACUUUCAAGCUGCACAAGUGGCAUUCCAACGAUCGGGAACUAGAAGUUGAAACUGCGACUGUAGAUGAAGAAAGUCAGAGUUACGCCAAACAACAACUGGGAACCAGAAAGGGCGAAUCAAAACUGCUAGGAGUCCCCUGGGACAAAGAAAAGGACGAAAUUCAAGUCAGCUUCCCGAUUUCAACCGCUGAGCCGACAAAAAGAGGUAUUCUUGGAAAAGUCGCAAAAAUCUACGAUCCACUCGGUCUGGCUUCACCCGUGACCCUCUCCGGAAAAAUGCUCUACAGAGACGCCUGCGACACGAAGAUCGCGUGGGAUAGGCCCCUACCAAGUGACUUACAAGCCAAAUGGAAGAAAUGGGAGCAAGGACUUCCAGAGCACGUGAACGCGCCAAGAAAUGUCGUCAAGCAUUCAGGGAAGAUAUUAUCAAUCGACUUACACACAUUCGGGGACGCAAGCGGGAAAGGAGUUGCAGCCGCGGUUUAUGCAGUGGUGGAGCAACCAUCAGGCACGAAUCGAGGCCUCGUGACGGCGAAGUCGCGGCUCGCGAAGAAAGGACUCACGAUUCCCCGAUUAGAACUAGUGGCUGGACAUAUGGCUGCGAACCUAGUACACAAUGUGAAAGAAGUCCUGAAGGGUUUUCCCGUAAGAAGUGUCUAUGGUUGGCUGGAUAGCACAGUCGCACUGCAUUGGAUCCGUGGUAAUGGCGAAUACAAACAGUUCGUGGGAAAUCGAGUGAGGAAGAUCCAGGAAAAAGAAAUCAACUGGAGGCAUGUACUAACAGAGGAGAAUCCAGUGGACGUGGGGAGUAGGGGAGGAGAUAUUAGUAGAUUGACAGCUCUUUGGUGGCAGGGACCAAGCUGGUUAGCAAAACCACACGACUGGCCACCAGACCUUGUAACGACAUCUACUCAAGAAUCAAAAGCGGAAGAAGCGAAACAAACUCGCGAGUUGUUUGCUCUAGCAGUAGAGAAAACAGAGAACAACGACGCCUUCGAUGCACUGCUGGAGAAGUACGAGCUGUGGCGUGUGUUGCGAGUGGGUGCUUGGAUCUGGAGAUUCCUCCACAACAUAAGAACCGUCCGUAAACAGAGAAUCGUUGGUCCCCUUACCACUGAAGAAAUACAGAAACAGACAACGUUCUGGAUCAAGCGAUCUCAGCAACAAGCAAAGUCGAGCCAGAAAUUUGAAGAAGACCGUUUACAGUUGAAUGUGCAAGGAAACCAAGAGGGAAUAUUAGAAUGUAGGGGAAGAAUUCAAGGCCAUUACCCCAUCUUUCUGCCAGACUCCUCGCCCUUCACUCGCAAGUUAGUUCACCGAUCACAUGUCGACACACUGCACGGAGGAGUGGCCCUUACCAUGACCAAAGUGCGAGAGCUAUACUGGGUACCGCGUUUAAGGGCACUCGUAAAACAAGUUCUCAGAGCGUGUUCAGGCUGCAAGCGUUUUCAGGCCAUGGCGCUGGCAACGCCGCCUCCCGGACUUCUACCCACUGACCGCACAGAGGGGAGCACCCCAUUUGAGGUUAUCGGAGUCGAUUUUGCAGGGCCCAUCAAGUACCGUAUCAGAGCCAAAACAGAAGGAAAGGCCUAUCUUGCAUUGUACGCGUGCAGUCUUACCCGAGGAUUAUUCCUAAGUACUACCAAACCUGGCAACCAGUGA